AUGGCAGUAGCAGCAGCACUGGAAGCUCUGCAGGCAGGAGCCAGCUGUCCCAUCUGCCUGGAUUACCUGAGAGACCCCGUCACCAUCGAAUGUGGGCACAACUUCUGCCGCUCCUGCAUCCAGCGGUCCUGGGAGGAAACACAGGACAGGCUCCCUUGCCCUGUCUGCCGCCACCAAUGCCGAGAGUGGCACUUCAGGAGCAAUGCCCAGCUGGGAAAGAUGAGUGAAAUCGCCAAGCUCCUCCACAUCACCAGGAGCAAGAGGAAGAGGCAGGAAGAGUCACGAUUGUGUGAGAGGCACAGUCAGGUCCUGACCCUGUUCUGUGAGGAGGACCUAGAGGUGCUGUGUCCCCUGUGUGCUCAGCACCCGGCACACCAGGGCCACCACGUGAGGCCCACUGAGGAGGCUGCCUCUCACCACAGGAAAAGGCUCAGCAGUGACAUUGCAUCCUUGAAGAAACAAGUGGCAGAAAUGGAAAAAGUAAAAGCCACCCAAGACAGAAAACCAUUAGAACUGAGAGAGAAGAUGGAAACCCAGAGACAGAAAAUAUUCUCAGAAUUUGAGCACCUGAAUCAGAUUUUAGAACGUGAGCAAGAAGCAGUUCUGUCAAGGUUAGCUGAUCAACAGAAGGAAAUUCAACAGAAAAUCAAUACAAACCUAGCAUCAUUUUCUGACUACAUCUCCACACUCAAAAGUUUACAAAGAGAGGUAGCAGAGAAGAGCGUGAUGUCAGAAGUGAAGCUGCUGGCAGAUAUCAAGAGUGUCUACAAGAGGCAUGAAGCUCUUAAAACUCCAGCCCUCUAUUCUUUCCAGUUAAGGAGAGAAGGAUGCAGUCUUCCUCCACAGUAUUCUGCUCUGCAGAAAAUUAAACAGAAAUUUACAGAAGAUGUCACUCUCGAUCCUGAAACAGCACACCCAAAUCUGCUUGUCUCUGAGGAUAAAAAGUCUGUGACAUUUGUGAAGAAAAAGCAAAGGCUUCAUCCUAAUCCCAAGAGAUUUACGUGUGAUCUGAUUGUCCUGGGUUCUGAAGGAUUUGCUUCUGGCAGACACUAUUGGGAGGUCCAAGUGGAUGACAAGCCUGAGUGGACUGUGGGGGUUUGUAAAGACUCCCUUUCCAGGAAGGGAAAGCGACACCUGGCAGGACAGGACAGACGCUGGACAAUCCGGCUCCGGGAUGGAGACUAUGUUGCAGAAGGCAGUGCUCCAGUCACUCUUCAGUUAACAGAAAAGCCCAGAAGAAUUGGCAUUUAUCUGGACUAUGAGUUGGGUGAGAUUUCCUUUUAUAGUUUGAAUGAGAGGUCUCAUCUCCACACUUUCACUGAUAAAUUUUCUGAAAUACUCAAGCCUUACUUCUGUAUUGCAAAAGAUUCUAAACCUCUUAACAUCUGUGCAGUAUCAGAUGAUGAAUGA
Molecule: messenger RNA, 1410 nt
Organism: Choloepus didactylus (southern two-toed sloth)
Lineage: Eukaryota; Metazoa; Chordata; Mammalia; Pilosa; Megalonychidae
Product: putative tripartite motif-containing protein 75
Exons: 1
Coding region: 1-1410 (469 amino acids)
Molecular function (GO): protein binding; zinc ion binding
Source: RefSeq, a predicted model, not a curated record